AUGUCCAACAUACAAAGAGAUAAUGGGACCUGGACACUGUCAAAAAAUGAAAUAGGAGAGGAAGUGACUAGCUACUACCAACAGCUUUUUAAUAGUCAAGGGUCUGAGGGUAGUGAUAAUAUUCUGAGGGGUAUACCAUACUCAAUCACUGAUCAUAUGAUUGCUAACUUGACUAGAGCUGUCUCUGAAUUUGAGAUUAAAACUGCACUCUUCUCCAUGCAUCCAAACAAAGCUCCUGGUCUUGAUGGAAUGACACCCUUGUUUUUCCAAAAAUUCUGGAAUCUUAUUAAAUCUAAUGUCAUUCCAGCAAUCCAAAGCUUCUUCCAUUCAGAAGGUCUAUCUAACCUGCUGAGAAGGGCUGAAGAGAUGAUGUUGAUUACAGGAGUUAGGAUCAGUAGACGGGAUCCUUUAAUAUCCCAUCUAUUUUUUGCUGAUGAUAUGUUGGUUUUCUGCAAAGCAAGUCCGGAUCAAGCUGAAGAGAUCAUGACAGUGUUAGCGACAUAUGAACAAGGCUCCGGUCAGGUUGUAAAUUAUGACAAAUCAUCUGUGUUCUUUAGCAAGAAUCUCCCUCAGGUGGUAAAAGAUGAAGUGUGCAGAAAGCUGGGAAAUGUCCAAAUGGUGAACCAAGGAAAAUACCUUGGGUUACCUAUGGUCAUAACGCGUUCAAAAGAGCAACUGUUUGGCUUCAUUAGGAACAAUUGCCAAAGACGACUGGGCAACUGGAAAAACAAAAUGCUAAGUAAUGCUAGGAAGGAGAUAUUGCUCAAAGCCAGCACAAUGGCUCUACCUACAUACGCUAUGUCAUGUUGCAAAGUCCCAGGCAGGCUAUGUAAGGAUAUUAGCGCUAUGAUGGCCGGAUUCUGGUGGGGAGAAGACAAUGGAAGAAGGAAAAUGCAUUGGUGCUCCUGGACAAAACUCACUAAGAACAAAUGUAGUGGGGGACUGGGUUCAGAGACUUGCAAAAUUUCAAUAAAGCUCUGCUGGGUAGACAAAUUUGGAGCCAGUGUUAGGGAAGAAGUGGGAAGGGGCGUCUGGAGGAAAAUUGGGGAUGGAAAAAGUACAAAUAUUUGGGAGAAUAGGUGGAUUCCAAAUACCAAAGAAGGGAAACCAUCUACUCUAAAGUCCCAAAGUUGUUGUCUACAAAGAGUGGAGGAGCUGAUAGCAAACUUCAGGUGGAACUGGCACCUGGUUUUCAGAAUUUUCAGUAGCAAAGAUGCGGAGGAAAUCCUAAAGAUUCCAAUAAGCUUGGCAGGAAGAGCUAACUGCAGCUAUUGGGUUGCAGGUAACAAUGGAAUUUACUCGAUCAAAUCAGCAUACAACCUGUUCAGCAAAGGGGAACAUAUUCAGCAACAAGACAGGCGAGAGCAAGGGGAAACAAGUAUACAUGGGCAAGGGGAAAAAGAUUGGAAGAAGAUGUGGAACUUGGACAUCAAAGGAAAACUGAAGCACUUUCUGUGGAAAUGCCUAAACAGAUUGUUACCAGUGAAUGAGAUACUAUAUUACAGAACUAGAAUGGGGGAACCUAUUUGCCAAGCUUGGGAGGUAUGGGGGUUGGCACCAAUACAGUGGGAUGGCAUUGCUGACCGCAGAGGGAACUUCAACAAAUGGUGGAGUGGAUUCAUUGAGGCAACAAGUAGGAAAGAAGGAGCUCAGUACCAGGCUCUUACUGUGAACAUUCUUUGGCAAGUUUGGAAAACUAGGAAUGAGAAGAUUUUUAACAAUAGAUGUCGUCACCCUUUUGAAAUUGUACAGAAAGCUCACUUCAAAUGGCUCGAAUACACUGAAGUGCUCCAUGGAGAAAAGCAAAUGAGCAAUCCAGAAACAACGGUAGGGUUGGAAGAGCAGCAGAACGGUAAUGCAGACAGUAACAUGAUGCUCGUUACAGUGGACAUCAGUCAUCCAAACGAAGGGAAGCCAUUAGGUAUAGGCAUAGUGGCUCAACAAGGAACUAAUGUGCAUGCAGCAUGGGCCUUGACGAACAGAAGUUCAGGAGACACAUUGCUGGAUUACGCUACAGCAAUCAAGUUAGCGUUGGUCAAGGUAAGACAACUGCCUUGGCCAGAGGUAAAUUUGCUGGUUUCAUCCAUUCAGAUGCUGCGACUUUUGAGAAUUAACAAGACUCGUGAUAUCAGACAUUUUGCUCAUCUAGAGGAUAUCCACAUGCUCAAAGCUUUGUUUAUGAAUUGCUCAUUUAGCUUGGCUGGCAAUCAGUGUAAUGGUUUAGGUAGAAAAAUUAGCAUGUAUGAUACUACUUUAGUGCAAGAUGAGGAAUAUAUAAGUCCUCAGUGUCGAAUGACACAAUUGUAA
Coffea arabica (coffee) is the source of this 2307-nucleotide messenger RNA. RefSeq lists its product as uncharacterized. NCBI's taxonomy places the organism in Eukaryota, Viridiplantae, Streptophyta, Magnoliopsida, Gentianales, Rubiaceae. The record is from RefSeq and is a predicted model, not a curated record.